CGUAAAACAUUUUUAAACCUCUUUCGUAAAAUUCCACAGGUUGGUCGUGGGCCGACAAAUUGCUGUUGGCCGCCGUCGAAUUCCAGGACGGCGUGAACAUAGUGUGUACUCCGAGUCCGGGGGACGUGCAACGUUUCAGUAUAUCGCUUUCGGAACCCGAACAGGAAAUAUUCGCGUCCCGCAGCCUGGGCCGGGCCGCGGACAGACAACGGUAUUCCGCUCGGGCGGACACGGUAUCCAAUAAAUUCAAAACGGUUCGAGGCAUGUCGUUUUUGGACGCCGACAGCUCGUUAAACGACAAGAAAAACUCUCCUGCAAAGUCCACCGUCACCUCGUACGCACGUCUACAGUGGCAGAGCCCCAUGACCGCGACGAUUGCGUCCAACAGAUACAGGAGCAACCACCGGGUGCUGGGAAACAUCGUCAACUCUUUGAUCAAUUUGCAAAAGUACACAGUGUUGCAGGAAAUGUGUUCGGUGCUGCCGGAGGACAAGCAGGGACCGGUGCUGGACGACAUCCGAAAGAUCAGCAAAGAGAGACGGCGGCAACGGGUCGCGGCACCGACGUCCGCGGCGACGGCCCUGCGCGGCCGGUCACCGACAGACCAGCUGACCGGCGUCUACCGGUCGACGUCCGAACUGUCGUACGCCCCGGCCCCGGCCGCCGACGAGGGCGACGGCCACAGGGCGAGUGGCCCGCGGACGGCCGACGCGGGCACUCUGAUGGCCACGGUGCGGGCGGCCAGGCGCAGACAGUCCAUGUCGGCCACGGUGGUCUACAACCCGGCGUUCUACGAGCCUCCACAGCCCGUGGCCGCUUUGCCGGCCAUCAACCCGGCGGGCCAGCCGUAUCUGCGCAUGACACCCGAAAACGGGUUCAGUCUGCAUGGCGGCGGAAAUCCGGAUCCGGAACCUCAGUAACCAGCUCGGCGCUAAGAAAUCACCACGACGAUGCGCGGGGAAACGGUCCGACGAGCCAAAAUUAUUGUAAUAUGUGUGUAAGAAUAUUAUAUUUUCACAGGUCGCGGCUAAAUGAGAUCGUACGCGAUAUAUGAUCGUGAAAAUAAAAUAUAAUAAAUGUUUUCGACUAUAUAUAUUUUAAUGACUAAUAACGAUGCACCUUAACCCUAAAUUAUUAUUCUCGUUAAAAAUAAUCACGAGAUUCUUUGCUCACGGUCUUUUUGACAGUGUAUUGAAAUAUAUCAUAAUUAAAACUCGAUAAAUUGAAAUAAUUAUCAUUUUAUUGCUCUUAAAUAAAUAAAAAUUGUCAAAUAUGC
Molecule: messenger RNA, 1276 nt
Organism: Aphis gossypii (cotton aphid)
Lineage: Eukaryota; Metazoa; Arthropoda; Insecta; Hemiptera; Aphididae
Exons: 3
Coding region: 264-920 (218 amino acids)
Source: RefSeq, a predicted model, not a curated record